UCUCUACCAUCGAAAUCUCGUUUCUCGGUCCAUCCGUUUCCCGAUAAUCGAGGCCGUUGCUUUUUCAUCUUUUAAUUUAAUAAUAAUAAUAUAAAUCCCUAAUUUCUAAUUAUCUUUUUGUUAGACCCUUUGAGAAGCUCCUUCUCCAACAGAGACAGAGAGAGAGAGAGAGGGAGAGGGGCAAAGCAAGGGCAAAAUCGCAAAUUUCGAUUCGAGUUGCAAAGCUGGAAAUCUCUAUGGCUGAAUGGAUUUCAGUGGAUUUCUAGGGUUUGACGGUGUUUUUCGUAGCUUUUGAUGGAAACUCAGGGCAUUGCUUAGGGUUUCAGAAGAAGGAUUGAAUUUCUGAGGUGGGUUUUCAUGGGUUGAAGGAAUGAUGGGGAUCUGCAGUGACGACAGUGAAGAAGAUCGGUUCUUUGACUCUAGAGAGGAUAUUUCGUCAGUUUCCGAUUCGGGGUCUGAUUGUGCGGACGGGUUCGAUUCAAGCACCAGGUUUCUUGAUUGGGUCUCGGGUAAUUUCCGUUACGAGGUCUGGAUCGCGAGACCGGAUAGUGUACAUGAGCGCCGUGACAAGUUCUUGAGAUGGAUGGGUUUGGGUCUGGAUCAGAGCGAUGGGAGGAGUUUGGAUUCGAUUGAUCCAUCGGAUGAGAUUUCGCCUGAUGUCGAUCGGGUCAUGGAGACAAGUGGGGCCGUGUUGAGGAACUCUGAUUGCGGAGAUGAGUUCUCGUCGAGUCGGUCCUCCAUGUCUACCUGUUCUGGCGAUGCACCUGAUUCGUCCGUGGAUGGCCUUUUGGAGGAGAAUUUCAUGUGUCGUAUUAGGAAUUUGGAUGAUGGGACAGAGUUCAUUGUUGAUGAAUUGGGGCAGGAUGGGACACUGAGUAGACUUCGGGAAGUGGGUUCUAACCGGUUGUAUACUGUCGAUGAGUUCCAGAGGGCACUUGGGUUGUCGCCAUUUGUGCAGCAGUUUAUGCGGAGAGAAGCUGCAGCAACAGCAGCGAGCAAUUUGGGUGCAGUGACAAAGAGAAAGAAGAAGGGAUGGUUGUGGAGAUUGGGAGCCGUAGCUUGUGCUGUGGAUAGGCAAGGAGAGGAAGGCGAAUUGCAGUCUGAUGAUCUGCACCCGAGCACAGGGGCUUGGAGUUGGACUCGUAGAGUUCGGGUCCGCUCGUAUAAGAAGCGUUGCAAGGAAUUCUCUGCUCUUUACAUGGGUCAGGAGAUCCAAGCUCACGUGGGUCCAAUCUUGACCAUGAAGUUUAGUCCUGAUGGGGAGUACCUGGCAAGUGCAGGUGAGGAUGGCAUUGUGCAUGUGUGGCAGGUGAUGGAGUGUGAAAGAAGGGAUGAAGAUGAUGUUAAUGAUCUUGAUCCUUCCUGCAUGUAUUUCACUUUGAAUGGUUCUUCUGAAUUAGCUUCCCUUUUUGUGGAUAAAGAGAAAUUGGGUAAAUUCAGGAGGAUGAAGAAAACAUCCGAUUCGGCGUGCGUCAUUUUACCCCCAAAAGUUUUCCGGCUAUCAGAGAAACCACUGCAUGAGUUCCAUGGGCACAGUGGCGAGGUGUUGGAUCUGUCAUGGUCGAACAAUAAGUAUCUACUGUCAUCAUCUGUGGAUAAAACCGUUCGCCUGUGGCAAGUGGGACGCGACAGAUGCCUCAAAGUUUUUUCCCACAACGAUUAUGUGACAUGUGUUCAGUUUAAUCCGGUUGAUGACAAAUACUUCAUCAGUGGCUCGAUAGAUGGAAAAGUCCGCAUUUGGGCCAUUCCCGAUUGCCAUGUUGUUGAUUGGACAGAUAUAAGGGAAAUAGUCACUGCCGUGUGUUACCGUCCUGAUGGGCAGGGUGGGAUAGUUGGCUCCAUGACCGGCAAUUGUCGCUUUUAUGAUGCAUCAGAUAAUCAUCUGCAACUGGCCAAGCAACUAUACUUGCAGGGUAAGAAGAAGUCCCCGGGCAAAAGGAUAACUGGAUUUCAGUUUUCUCCAACUGAUCCUACAAAAGUAAUGGUUACUUCUGCUGAUUCACAAGUCCGAAUUCUUGAUGGGGUCGAGGUUGUCUGGAAAUACAAGGGCCUCAGAAAUGCUGGAAGUCAAAUAUCUGCAUCAUUCAGUUCAGAUGGGAGGCAUAUCAUCUCUGCGAGCGAGGAUUCCAAUGUCUAUGUAUGGAACUACAAUACCCCAGAGAGGCCCACCCCCCAUCAGGCGAAGAGCAUCUGGUCUUCUGAGCGCUUCUUCUCCAGCAAUGUGUCGGUUGCAAUACCUUGGCCCGGCAUGAAAUCUGUAAAUUCAGCCCCACCUUCAUCUGGAACCCCGUCUGAUCAGCAAGUUCGUCAGGACCUGACAGGAAGUUCGGAGAAUGGUCGCCGUGGCAGCUCAGAUUUUUUGCAGAACAUGCCUUCUUUUUCAUCUCCUGACCAUUGCUUGCUGGGCCGUGGAUUCUUCUUGGAAGUUCUGCCCAAAGGAUCUGCAACUUGGCCAGAGGAGAAGCUUCCCGCAUCUGGCUUGCUGACAGUGUCGUCUGCCAUGUGCAAAUCCCAGUACAAGUUUCUGAAGACGUCUUGCCAGAACACUGUCACAGCCCCUCAUGCAUGGGGCUCAGUGAUCGUUACUGCAGGGUGGGAUGGACGGAUUAGAUCAUUCCACAAUUAUGGAUUGCCAGUUCGUUUGUGACAUUACAGUGGUGGCAUGAUUGUGUAUCCUGUACAUGGCCAUUUCUACACAUUUUGUAGCUGACAUUUUGCGCUAUCCCAUUUGGCUGAGAGAGAUGAUGCAGAAUAGUUGCUGAUCUGGGCCCAAUCAUGUAAAGAGAAACGCAGCACUGUGUUCAGCCCUCCUGAAUUGGAAUGCUGACCUUUGCUGUAUGAGAUGCGGUGGCCAUCAAGACUCUGCAGUGUCAAAAGCCAUAGCCGGUCCAAGUCCGAAUUAUUUGUAGGCUUGUGCAAGGGUAGAUGAAACUCUUUGCUUCACCUUUUGUGGGCUUCGGAUGUGUACUGUAAUCCAGUCAGGUGCGACGGCUGGCAAUGAUUUGGUGGCGUGCUGUGUUCCAAUCGGAUCAUAUAGCAAGUGGUCGGGAUUGUUUUUGUUGGAUAAGGAGAUCCCAUUUAAUUAUAAAAUUCUUUUAUUUUUUUACUUGAUAUGAUCAUGGCGAACUGUACAAGGAAGACAGGGAAGAAGGCCAUUGGAGGGAUGUGAAUGAUUCAGGUGAGUGGGGGGGCCUCCAUAACCCUUAAAAAAAAGAAAUGGAUUGGGGAGGGAGCUAGUGGUGGAGAUUUUUCCAUGGCAAUUUCGUGGUGAGGAAAUGUUGGCUUGCAUGAUUGAGUUGUGACUGUAAUUGUACCCAUGAUUGGUCUUGUGAUGGGCCCCACCAGCAUCCCUCAUGGGGGGUCAAUGUUGGAGCAGCUGGAAUCUUCUACACUGGUUGUCACUCUUUUGGAACAGGUGAUGUUUCAUCUUCAGGCGAUCUCACUCAUUUCUACCACUUUUGGAUGUUGAUGUUUAUUAUCAUCAUAUACCUGCAAACGUAUCUCGAUGAUUUGUGGCUCGCCUGAUUUGUCUUACUGAUGGAUGUGCAAUGCUGUAGUGCUCUUAUUGUGUCCACGGUGGGGCCAGUUUUGAAAGGAGGGAUGUCUUUCUUAACUUGGAGAGGUGUUAUGAAUUAGUAUUUGUAACUGUAAUUUAUCUACCAAAUGAAAAAAAAAAAAGAAAAAAAAGAAAAGAA
Messenger RNA from Magnolia sinica, 3695 nucleotides. RefSeq lists its product as uncharacterized. NCBI's taxonomy places the organism in Eukaryota, Viridiplantae, Streptophyta, Magnoliopsida, Magnoliales, Magnoliaceae. The transcript has 8 exons. Gene Ontology annotation, molecular function: protein binding. The record is from RefSeq and is a predicted model, not a curated record. The coding region runs from base 371 to 2647 and encodes 758 amino acids.